AUGUCACGCAUAAUGGCGUACUUAGAGCAACUUGUUACUCGGAAACGCGGAGCAUUGCUGACUGCAAGAUGCAUAGUUACGGAACUCUUCUCAAACUGCCGUGUUGAGCCUCAUCCGCCGUCACUCCACUUAAUACAUCGGCGUAAUCUUGCUACUCCACAGUCCCAACAAACGGCUGUGCUCACCGAAGAUGGCCCCGCCACCUUCACAUCGGUAAGAAAUCAGCAGGCUUUCCACGAGGCAUUCACAGCACACCGCACCGAUACGCCAAAAUGCAGCGAAUCUUCGCUGACGAACUCAAUAAUACCUAGCUCUGAUCAGCCCUCACAAGCCCCCCGAGAGUCGGCUCACCGGAGGAAGACAGCCCCGCACAUCGGACCGGCCCCACAGCGGAUGCCCUCUCCGGCCAUCACUGCUAUCGUCCAGAGUGGGUUCGUUCCAAAGCCACUCACCGCCGCCGACCUCAGACAUUUCCGCACAUGCUCAUCACCGAUUCGUGAUCGCCCGCAAUCCCACCCGGUACAGAAUUUCCGAGCUUUUGCCGGCUGCUGGGACUGUAUUCUCGACUUCGAUCAUCUUAAAGUCGUGAUGCUCCGCGCAUCUCGUACGACCGUCCAACAUCGGUUGUCUGUACAUCAACGUCGCGGCAUCUCAUCAAACCAGCCAGGGCUCACGAUGGACGAGAAAGUUACCCAAUUGCCUGUCCUAGACGGGGAAGAGGGCACAGAUGUACCUCCAAUUACUACUCAUGAGGAGACUAGAGAGCGUUGGAACGGGACCCGCGUCAAUACUUACCGCUUCUUCGUAACCUGUUGGAGCUUCAUCAUCAUGGGCAUGAAUGACGCCGCCGUCGGUGCUCUGAUCCCUUAUAUAGAAACGUACUACAACAUCACAUAUACCAUCGUCGCCCUACUCUUUCUCUCGCCAUUCAUUGGCUACCUGGUGGCAGCCCUAUCCAACAACCUCAUACAUCACAAGCUCGGUCAGCGAGGCGUUGCAGUACUCGGCCCUAUCAGCCGCAUGAUCGGUUACAUCCCUCUUGUCUCACAUCCGCCUUACCCAGUCCUCCCUGUCGUCUUGCUAUUCGCAGGCUUCGGAAACGGCCUCGAAGAUAGCGCCUGGAACGCAUGGGUCGGCAAUAUGCAAAACGCCAACGAGCUGCUUGGGUUUCUUCACGGUGCAUAUGGACUGGGCGCGAGCAUCGGCCCUCUGGUCGCCUCCGCUAUGGUGACUAAGGGCAAGCUGCCGUGGUACUCCUUCUACUAUGUCAUGAUUGGCGUCACCGCGGUGAACUUCGUGGCCGCCAUCACGGCGUUCUGGGGCGCCACUGGCAAGAUACACAGGGAAACCCACCAGUCUUCGACGGGGGAGAAGAGGACGACAACUAUGACUGUGGUGCGUCAACCACUGACCUGGCUUCUGGCUUUGUUUCUGUUGGGCUAUGUCGGAGCAGAAGUCAGCCUGGGCGGGUGGGUUGUUACCUUCAUGCUUCGCGUAAGGCACGCUGAGCCCUUCUUGGCUGGCGUCACCGUGGUGCUGUUCUGGCUGGGACUGACGAUAGGACGAGUCAUUUUGGGCUUCAUAACGGGGCGCAUAGGAGAGAAGCGCGCGAUCGCCAUCUACCUUGUCAUCUCACUCGUUCUCGAACUGCUCUACUGGCUCGUUCCCAAUUUUGUCGCCUCCGUCAUCUUCAUUACGUUCCUCGGCUUCUUUCUCGGCCCUCUUUUCCCCGCCGUGAUCGUUACCGCAACCAAACUACUCCCCAACGACUACCAUGUGGGCGUGAUUGGAUUUGCGGCUGCCUUUGGUGGCGGCGGCGCAGCGAUCUUCCCAUUUGCCAUCGGGGCCAUCGCCCAGAGCAAAGGCGUCCAGGUGCUACAGCCAAUAAUCCUGGCCCUUCUAAUAUUUCUUCUACUAUUGUGGCUUUGUGUUCCUGGGGGAUUCAAGAGAGGCGGACUCGAGAGGGCACGAGAGAAUAAGGAGGGCCUUGGUAGCGAUUUCAAGAGUCUAUUUGCGUCGAUGAAGCGACUGCUUCGAGGCCGAAGCUAA
Molecule: messenger RNA, 2049 nt
Organism: Colletotrichum lupini
Lineage: Eukaryota; Fungi; Ascomycota; Sordariomycetes; Glomerellales; Glomerellaceae
Product: major facilitator superfamily transporter
Exons: 11
Coding region: 1-2049 (682 amino acids)
Biological process (GO): transmembrane transport
Cellular component (GO): membrane
Molecular function (GO): transmembrane transporter activity
Source: RefSeq, a predicted model, not a curated record